This is a messenger RNA of Aplysia californica (California sea hare), 1698 nucleotides long. RefSeq lists its product as uncharacterized. Lineage: Eukaryota; Metazoa; Mollusca; Gastropoda; Aplysiida; Aplysiidae. Gene Ontology annotation, molecular function: protein binding. The record is from RefSeq and is a predicted model, not a curated record.
GUUCACCUAGUUAGGUAUCUGAACAAAGGGCAACGAAACUAUAGUUCAGUGUGGUACCAACUUAGCUAUCUAUGCUACAGUUAGGACGUCUAAGUUUAGGAGUUUACCAGUCACCUUGGAGAAUAGGUCUUUUGCCUUUGGACGCUAAACUCAUAUAACGAUUCGUCAACCUCUUUUCUUUCCAGCGUUGGUCCAUCCAUCCCCUCUGCACCCCUGGAGCUGAUCCGCGGCGAAGAGUUCUACGAGAACGCCGAUGUUUACCUUCUCUCUGACCGGGACCUUCAUGUUCUACCUAUGGGCGGUCUGUGGGCGGGACCAACAGCAGGAGAGGGCUACCCCCAAGCGCUAUUGGUUGCUCUGUGCAACAUGUUCCUCCAGCAGGCGAAGGGGCGUGUCUCCAGCGUGCUCGCUCAGAAUCUGAGUAGGAAUAUCGAACCCAGCGACAUCCGAUUCCAGGAGAGAGUGACCACGGCUCGCCAGGUGUCUUCCCUUUCCUCCACACAAGCUUCCGUCAAAGCCCUAGAGGGGGCCAUUAACCGAAUUCUGGCUCAAAGCACAGCCGGGACCCGCAAGUUGAAAAUGGAUCUCACAGGUGUCGAGUUUGAAGACCGCGCUGACGGGCCUCUUGUGUCCUUCCAUUCUGGCGUCCUGAGAUGUCCAAUUUUGAAACGAGGCUCCCGAGUCAAUCAGAAUGACCUUGACCGUGCCUUCCUGGUGGCAGUGGAUGAGGAAAACAGCGGACAUCUUCUGAAGGGCCAGAAAUACGACCAGACUGAUGGAGAAAAAUCCCGUUCAGACUCUCCUGGGCUCGACGACAUGUUCAGUGUGACGUCAUCCGACCCUUGCACAAUUCAAAGAGGGGGUAUCUCGGUCCUGGAUAAACUGAGGAUACCCAAGCACCACUCUGAUGAUUCUCAUGUGAUUGAAAGGGCGGUGAAAAGACUCUUCUCUGGCGUAGAGAUCGGUCGUACGUCAGACAUUGUGGAUUCCCUAGACAUUGGCGCAGACGUCAACUGUUUGAAUGAGAACGGCGAAACGCCCCUAAUAGUGGCGGCCAAAUCCCGGAAAUACACCAUCAUAGACCUUCUCUUGACUCGAGGAGCUUCACCCCAUAUGGCUGACGUGCCUAUUCGGACCGGGGCUGUCCAGUCAAGAACUCCUGAUGUCGGAUGUGUACGAGUUCCGGAUAUCCGGAGCGUACGUGGAAGAACCGCUUAUGUUGCAGGUACCGGUUUAUUCGCGGGUGGAAAACCACGAGGACGUGUUUGUGAAGACAGACCAGGGAACCUACAGCUCAGCUUUACGAGUGGCUCGUUUGCCGCCUCCAAGCAAGGUCAUGGCCUUCUCCACGUGCUGAUGAGCAAGGAGGCGGAGUCUACGUCGGAGGGCGGAGCUAACCAGUGGGAGGAGCUACUCAGGAAUCCGGAUUACGCCAAAGAUGUUGUGAAGCUGAGGGUCUCACAUUUUGGCAGGUUGUGUUUGCUGGAAACCAACCCCCAGUACCAUGUCCGGGAGAUGAUCAACUCUAGUCAGGCUGCGAUCCAGAUGGUGACCUCUCUAUACAGCAAGACAAGUCGGCGGGAAUACAGUGCAUGCUUCCUGGCCAUGGCCAAACCCCGGGCGGGAUCCCGCGCAAAGACAGACGCCGACGUGGUGGUGGAGUGUUUCAUCAGUAGUAGACUGCACGCCAGGAUCCAG